Messenger RNA from Bombina bombina (fire-bellied toad), 1152 nucleotides. RefSeq names its product ubiquitin recognition factor in ER associated degradation 1 (gene UFD1). Lineage: Eukaryota; Metazoa; Chordata; Amphibia; Anura; Bombinatoridae. The coding region runs from base 194 to 1114 and encodes 306 amino acids. The transcript is spliced from 12 exons. Gene Ontology annotation, cellular component: VCP-NPL4-UFD1 AAA ATPase complex. The record is from RefSeq and is a predicted model, not a curated record. Gene Ontology annotation, molecular function: polyubiquitin modification-dependent protein binding.
UAUACGUAACCAGUCCUUCCCUACUCUCUCGCACUGUUUCUGGGAAUUGUAGUUAAAUGGUUCUCCAUUCUGGGUUUGCGUGUAUUAUUGACUUCAUAGUUUAAAACACUGACGCUUCCGGUAAGCUGCAGUGACUCAGGCUGUAUGAUAGCAACAAGAACCGUGAUACUAUAAACCUGAAACCGGUAACAACAUGUUUUCCUUCAACAUGUUUGACCACCCGAUGCCUCGGGUCUUUCACAGAUUUAAUACACAAUAUCGCUGUUUCUCGGUGUCCAUGUUGGCCGGACCAAACGACCGAUCUGAUGUUGAGAAAGGGGGGAAGAUCAUCAUGCCUCCAUCUGCUCUGGAUCAGCUGAGUAGACUUAACAUUACAUACCCCAUGCUCUUCAAGCUAACAAACAAAAAUUCAGACAGGAUGACACACUGUGGAGUUCUAGAGUUUGUAGCAGAUGAAGGGAUAUGUUACCUGCCUCAUUGGAUGAUGCAGAAUUUGUUGCUGGAAGAGGGGGGUCUUGUGCAAGUGGAGAGCGUCAACCUACAAGUAGCUACAUACUCCAAGUUCCAGCCACAGAGCCCUGACUUUCUUGAUAUCACUAACCCCAAAGCAGUAUUAGAAAAUGCCUUGAGGAACUUUGCAUGUCUCACUACUGGAGAUGUCAUCGCUAUAAACUACAAUGAUAAGAUCUACGAGUUGAGAGUGAUGGAGACCAAGCCUGACAAAGCUGUAUCAAUCAUAGAGUGUGACAUGAAUGUGGAUUUUGAUGCCCCUUUGGGAUACAAAGAGCCAGAGAGACACUCACAACAGGAAGAGCCAACAGACAUUGAACCAGAUCACAGCGAUUAUGUACCAGAUCUGGGAUUCAGGGCGUUCACUGGUCAGGGUAAUAGACUGGAUGGGAAAAAGAAAGGGAUUGACCCCAGUCCCUCCCCUAUAAAACCAGAAGAUAUAAAGAGAGGAAUCCCUAACUAUGAAUUCAAGAUUGGAACUAUCACUUUCAUCAGAAACUCUCGGCCCCAAGCAAAGAAAGUGGAAGAAGAUGAUGCUGUGAGCCGCUUUAUUGCUUUCUCAGGAGAAGGACAGUCCUUACGUAAGAAAGGCAGGAAGCCUUAAAGGACUGUACAGUGUGGGGAAUAAAUUAUGUUACAGCA